Molecule: messenger RNA, 879 nt
Organism: Medioppia subpectinata
Lineage: Eukaryota; Metazoa; Arthropoda; Arachnida; Sarcoptiformes; Oppiidae
Source: the annotation of a GenBank genome assembly
UAUAAUUAACAUUUAACUUACAUUUUAACCAAUUGUUUUAUUUACAUUUAGUUGUGUGCAUAAAGUGUUGGGUUUGUCACUCGGAUGCGGACCCGAAAUGUGCGGAUCCCUUCGAUAACUCGACGCUUCCCAUCAAAGAUUGCCGAGAAGUGAAAUACAGUCAUUUGACUUUAGUCGAUCCGUACGAAGAGUUAACGUAUGACUACGAGAAGAAGCACUCGGCCGGCACUUAUAAGCCUCAAAAGCCCCGACCCGUCCGCUUAAUGGAGGCCACAAUGUGUCGCAAAAUUAGACAAAAAAUUCACGGAAAUUGGAGAACAAUAAGAAAUUGUGCUUUUUUGGGCUCUCCCGGUGAGGGCACCGGCAAUGAACACAACUGUCUCUACAGACAAGGAACUCAUGACAUAUAUAUGGAGUACUGCACCUGCAAUAGUAAGGAUGGCUGUAAUACUGGCCCACAAGAGAUUGCAAAACCACUGAUAAUCACAGGAUUCACAAUAUUCUCAAUUAUAAUCUCACUAUUUUAACAAGUGAUACAAAUAUUGCUCACAAUUUAUUCACAAUAUUUUUACACAUUUAUAUAUUUGUAAUUCACUAUAAGUACACCAAAUUCUAGAUGACAUUUUAUAAUUGAUUUUGUUAUCAAUUAAUCUAAUGACGAAUCGACAAACGAUUAUAUAAUUUAUAGUUAACAAGAGAUAUGAAUAAACCCAAAUCCAGUCGCGGCACUAAAGAUUGCCAGUAAUGCCCGUUAAUUGUGUACAAAACACUCGGAUCUCUUUUUUUGUCCAACAAAUUAUUCAAUUUCUGUCCAAAACAUCAUUUAUUUGUUAAUUUACAUUCAAAUGCUGCUAACUUACGAUAACAUCGUUAGUCGAC